UUGCUGGCAGGGUGAUGUGCCAAUGGUUUCUUUCUCUUUCUUUCUCUUUAAAAAGCUUUUAGCCGAGGUGGAUGCAUAGGCCAUGGCACCCUACGCACUAGGAGACCACCAAUACUAGGGUAGGGUGGCCUGCGUGUGCGUGCCAAGGAGGAGGAGUGCACAGCACGGGCAUCUUCUUCUUGUCCAGCUUGGGAUCAUCCAUAUCCAGCUAUACUAUACUACUCGAUCCCUUCCAUUCUCUUCUCUUCUCUUCUCUUCUCUUCUCCUCUCAUGGUCAUGGGACUCAUGGAGAUGGAGUAGUUUGGUUGGUUCGUUAAGGGACAGAGGGAGCUGGCAUUUCUUUAAUUUCUUGCUCUCCAUUCUCAUUCCCAAUCCAUCUACAUUUCCUAAGUAUAUAUACUCCAUACCAUACAUAGGAGUACUCCAGUAGAUUGCCAAGGCCUUACUGCUGCUUCUGUUUCUUGCCACCAAUGGCGGUGUCCUCGCCGGACAGGAGAAGGAAUUGGCUCCGCGGACACCGAAAGAUCAUCGGAGACUACCUCGCCGAGGCUCGGGCUGCUCUCGCCGCCGCCGCCGCCGCGCCGCUGGAUGGGGAAGGUGGCGAGCACUCAGCGGCUACGGCGGCGCUUGGACUAGUGGAAGCGGUGCUAGAGAUGUCGCCGCGCAUGGAGGCCGCUCUCGAGCUCCGGGCGCGCUCUCUCCUCGCGCUCCGCCGCUACCGCGCCGUCGCCGACAUGCUCCGCGACUACAUCCCCAGCUGCACCAAGCCCUGCUCCGCCGAUGAUACCUCCUCUUCCUCCUCCUCCUCCUCCUCUUGCUCCUCCGCCUCCCGCACCGACCUGCUCUCGCCUGCCCGUGACCGCUCCGACGCUGCCUCCGCCGCCUCCCGCUUCCUCUGCUGCUUCGACAUUUCCGACCUCAAGCACCGCGUCCUCGCCGGCUUCUCCAAGAACACCAGCGCCGACACCCAGUGGAGGUACUUGGUCUUGGGCCAAGCUUGCUUCCACCUCGGAUUAAUGGAGGACGCCGCCGCGCUGCUCCAGACCGGCCGCCGCCUCGCCUCGGCCGCGUUCCGACGGGAGAGCGUCUGCUGGUCGGAGGACAGCUUCUCGCCGUCCAACCUCACGGCCAACGCUAUCUCCGCGCCGGCGAGUCGAAGAGCCUCCAAGUCCGGCGCGGCGGGAAGCGAGGCGGAGUCCGUGUCGCAGCUCCUCGCGCACGUCAAGCUCCUGCUCCGCCGGCGCGCCGCCGCGGUGGCGGCGCUGGACGCGGACCUCCCCGCCGAGGCCGUGCGCCAUUUCUCCAAGGUGCUCGACGCGCGGCGUGGCGUGCUCCCGCACCCGUUCGCGACCGCCUGCCUCGUCGGCCGCGCCGAGGCGCUCCGUUCCAGCGGGCGGGCAGCCGACGCCAUCGCCGACUGCAACCGCGCGCUCGCGCUUGACCCGGCGUUCAUCCCGGCGCUGCGCUCGCGCGCCGACCUUCUCGAGUCGGUAGGGGCGCUCAGCGACUGCCUCCGCGACCUGGAGCACCUCAAGCUCCUCUACGACGCGGCGCUCCGCGACGGCAAGCUGCCGGGGCCGACAUGGCGGCCCCAGGGCGGCGUUCGCUUCAGUGAGAUCGCCGGCGCGCACCGCGCGCUGACCCCACGCAUCCAGCAGCUCCGCGGGCGCGUGGCCGGCGGCGAGGCGUGCAGCGUGGACUACUACGCCCUCCUCGGUGUGCGCCGCGGUUGCACGCGGUCGGAGCUGGAGCGCGCGCACCUCCUCCUGACGCUGAAGCUCAGGCCCGACCGGUGCGCGUCGUUCGCCGAGAGGCUGGAGCUCGUGGACGAGCACCGCGACCUGGAGGCCGUGCGCGACCAGGCGCGCAUGUCGGCGCUGUCGCUGUACCGCAUGCUGCAGAAGGGCUACUCGUUCAUCAUGUCCGUCGUGCAGGACGAGGAGGCCGCAGAGAGACAGAGGGCCAAGGACGCCGCCGCCGCCACCGCCGCGGCAGCAGCAGCAGCCGCCGCGGCAGCGUUGGCGCGCGAGCAAGAAGAGACCGCCGCCGUGCCGGAGAAGGCCAGGAUCAGUAGUGUUAGUGUGCCUAGCACGAAUGUUCAGGUUCAGGUAACUCAGGCAGCAGCAAUGCCAACAGCUGCCAUGGCGGCGGCGGCGGCGAUGGGAAGUCCGGUGUUCCAGGGCGUGUUCUGCCGCGACAUGGCGGUGGUGGGGACCCUGCUGUCCCGUGGCGGGUUCGACCGGCCGAUACCGGUGAAGUGCGAGGCGAUGAGCUGCUGAUGAAUUGCUAGUGCGGCCAGGACGGAGGAAGAAGAAGGUGGCGGGAAAACAGAGAGCAAGUUUGAAGCGAAGCGUUGGUUUGGUUCCAAAUCUGGACAAGUUGUGUACAGCUCGAAAUGGCGCUUUCCAGCGGGGAAAACGACCCACAGAAGGCAGUUGUUGAAAAAUUUUGGAUUUGUCUCGUUUUGUUGUGUACUUGUAGAGUCUGUUAAGUAUUGUAGCUCUAGUUUCCUUGUGAAAUCUGGUCCCUUCUCUCUCUCUCUCUCUCUCUCUCUCUCUCCCUGUAGAUGUCCAUGCACCAUGCUAGGCUACCCUCUUGGUAAUGCAAAUUUUGUACAGAUUUCAAUUCAGAGUUAUUUUAUCAAUCAA
Molecule: messenger RNA, 2648 nt
Organism: Oryza sativa Japonica Group (Japanese rice)
Lineage: Eukaryota; Viridiplantae; Streptophyta; Magnoliopsida; Poales; Poaceae
Molecular function (GO): protein binding
Source: RefSeq, a predicted model, not a curated record